GGAGGGGGGGCGGCGGAAGAGAAAUCCCUCUCGCAAAGGCGCCGCUGGGAAUCUGCAGCUGCAGAGCAAAAGUGGGGGUGCGAAGGAGGCAGAGGGGAACCCGCGGGCACGGCAAGCGACAACCCUAACCCGCCGAGCCGCACUCAUUGAGGAAACGAGGAAGAAACUGACCCGGCGCGAGAUGUCUCCUGGUCGAUCUCAGCGCUGCAGAACCGCCGGGCUGAGGCGCCGGCUCCGGAGGCAGAGCGCGCUGCUUUUAGGGUGUAGCCUGUGGAUUUCUCUUUGCUCGCUAAGAUGCGCUGCUUUCAACCUGGACACUAAAUUUCUGGUCCUCAAGAAAGGCAAGACUCCGGACAGUUUCUUUGGACUCUCGGUGGCUCUGCACCAUCAAGAGAACCCGCAAAGAUACCUGCUGCUAACUGGAGCUCCCCGAGAUAGAGCUGUGGAGAUGGAGAAUGCCACGCGGACGGGUGCCAUGUACGCUUGCCCGUUGACCUCGCUCAUGGAUGACUGUGUCCGAGUGAACAUCAAGGUGGCAAGUGACUCCCACACUAAUGUCGUUGAAGACAUGUGGCUGGGUGUGACCGUAGGAAGCCAGAGAACACCAAAAGGGAGAGUGAUGGCUUGUGCUCAUAGGUACAUCCGGAUCUUGUGGGCUGGCACCGAGGAGCAGAAACGCAUGGUGGGGAAGUGCUACAUCCGUGGCAAUGACCUGGACUUCAGCGAGGCUGAUGAGUGGCAGACGUACCAUAAUGAGAUGUGCGAUCCUGGCACUGACUUUGAGAUGACGGGCAUGUGUCAGAUGGGCAUCAGUGGUGGCUUCACCAACAGCACCGUUUAUUUUGGAGCUCCUGGUGCUUUCCAUUGGCAAGGGACCAAUUACGUGAUCGACCAAGAGAGCUGGGAGAAGAACGAUUACUUCUACGAGGAUCACGAGAACCGCAACGGCUACUUAGGGUAUUCCACGGAGGUUGGCGAUGCUGUACUGCACAAACACGAGAAAACCAUCAUCGCGGGGGCUCCCCGUAAUAACCACACAGGGGCUAUCUUGUUGAUGGUCAAUAACAGCAGCCGGUACCUGCAGAAGAAACUGGUGCUCUCCGGGGACCAGGUGGGCUCCUAUUUUGGCAGUGCCAUCGCAUUGGCUGAUCUCAACAACGAUGGGUGGCAGGACUUGAUUGUUGGAGCACCGUACUACUUCAACCGGAAGGAGGAGAAGGGUGGGGCUGUCCAUGUGUUCAUGAACCUUGGAGGAACAUUCCACAGUCGCCCCAACAUCACCCUGACCGGCCCGAGGAAUUCUUCAUUUGGCUUCGCAGUGGCUAACAUUGGGGACGUUGACAAAGAUGAUUUCCCAGAUAUUGCCAUUGGGGCUCCAUUUGAAGGUUCAGGGAAGGUAUACAUCUACCACAGCAGUGUGGGAGGCCUUAUUGAUAAGCCCCGGCAGGUCAUUAGCGGGGACGACAUUGGUCCGGGCAUCAAGACCUUUGGCUACUCCUUCAGUGGAGGAAUGGAUGUGGAUGAGAACUCCUACCCUGACCUGCUGGUGGGAACCCUCUCUGAAAGCAUUGUACUGCUCAGAGCCCGUCCAGUGAUCAACAUCUUAAACAAGACUUUUAAAGUUACUCCAAGGAUCCUGGACCCGAGCAAAUGUUCUAAGGAGUCUUGCAUCACGAUAGAGCUCUGCUUCUCCUACUCCCAAAGUGCUGGAGACCCCAACUACAGGGAGAUCAUCCAAUUGAAUUAUACAGUGGAGGCGGACUGGGGCCUCCGUCGGCCUCGGGUAUAUUUUCCCAAGUCAGGGAAUGCCACCUAUGAAGGAACGUUUUCUAUGCCUUCGAAGUGCGAAAGCUUGACGGUCCUUCUACAGGGUGAUGUGCAAGACAAGCUGUCGCCCAUCGCGUUCUCCAUGAACUAUUCUCUCGCAGAGAAACCAAUGGAAUUCCAGCUGGGCCUGCGAUCCCUCGACGCCUUUCCUGUCUUGAAUGAGGACCAGCCCAGUAAGAAUUAUACUGAGAUUCAAUUCCAGAAGGAUUGUGGGAGUGACAACAAGUGUACCAGCAACCUGCAGCUUCAGACUUUCUUUUGGAAUGAUCAGCAGCAAAGGCUGCCCAGGCAGAAUGGCAUACAGGUGUUGUCUUACAAUCCGGAGGUCAAGAGACAAAACUUGAGCAUCAGCAUCAGUGUUACAAACAUCCGGACAACACUAACCAAUGGAGAAGAUGCUCACAAGGCAAAGUUGACCAUCACGUUCCCUCCCACUCUGCUGCCUUCAUCCAUCCGGCCGAGUGGGGCCUGCACAGUUAACGAGAAUGUGAUGUGCGAACUGGGCAACCCCUUCAAAAUGAACCAGACGAAAGAGCUGAACAUCACAUUUGAAAUUAUUGGAAUCACGCUGACUACCCAUAACAUCACCAUACAAAUGGAGCUCGACACGUCAAGCUUCCAGAAUGAUCUCGUGCCAGUAACAGCUGUCCUUCUGGUGAACUACACCAUCGAAUCAUCGCUGAGAGUCAACCGGUUACUCCAGUCAUACUUUAGUGGGACGGUUAUGGGUGAGUCGGCCAUGAAAAAAGAGGAAGAUGUCGGCAGUCCACUUGAAUUUGACUUCCAGGUGACCACCAAAGGUGAGCCUUUAGGUUCCUUGGGAACCAUCGUAUUGGGCUUCGAAUGGCCUUAUGAAGCCAGCAAUGGGAAAUGGCUGCUGUACCCCACUGAAAUCCUGGUGAAAGGGAAUCAGAGCGGCUUCUGUGAACCUCCUGGCCACGUCAUCAACUACCUCAACCUCACGCUGAGUAAUCAUACAAGCACCUCAGCACGGAGGAAGCGUGAGCUGCAAGCCACUCCAGACGGAGAGCUUCCCAUCACCUUGGCAGCUUCCAAGAAAGCCAAGUCGGAAACAUCCCUGAGCUGUUCCAGGGGCACGGCUCGCUGCAUCUGGUUUGAGUGUCCCCUGCAGGACACGGGAGUUGUGACAAACAUCAAGGUCCGGGCACGGGUCUGGAACAGCACCUUCAUCGAGGACUUCCAUGACUUUGACCGCGUGAAGGUGGAUGGACAAGCCACACUGUUUCUCAGGACAAACAUCGGCACAAUCAACAUGAGAAACCAUACUGUGCAGUUUACUGUAGACAUUGACAGUGAGCUGAGUGAAGAACAGCCAGCUGAGAUUGAGCUGUGGUUGGUGUUGGUUGCCGUUGCAGCCGGACUUCUGCUUUUGGGGCUCAUCAUCUUAGCACUGUGGAAGUGUGGCUUCUUCCGGCGGGCAAGCACGCGAGCCAUGUACGAAGCCAAGGCCCAGAAAGCCAUGAUGAAGAUCCAGCCAUCUGAAACUAAGCGGCUGACCGACAGCUACUAGUUCCUGUCUCUGGGUGGGGGGGAUACUGCCCACCCCUUUACCCUGCAUCUUGUGCAACUUUUUCAAGCGAACCCGCUACUACCGAAUCAUGCCCAAGUACCAUGCUGUUCGGAUCCGGCAGGAGGAGCGCUACCAACCGGCUGGGGGAUUCCUGCCUCCGAAGCACAAGAAGCAGUGGGUGACAAACUGGC
Messenger RNA from Varanus komodoensis (Komodo dragon), 3549 nucleotides. RefSeq names its product integrin subunit alpha 3 (gene ITGA3). The record is from RefSeq and is a predicted model, not a curated record. Gene Ontology annotation, biological process: cell adhesion mediated by integrin; cell-cell adhesion; cell-matrix adhesion. The coding region runs from base 182 to 3358 and encodes 1058 amino acids. The transcript has 26 exons. Gene Ontology annotation, cellular component: integrin complex; external side of plasma membrane. Lineage: Eukaryota; Metazoa; Chordata; Lepidosauria; Squamata; Varanidae. Gene Ontology annotation, molecular function: integrin binding.